Molecule: messenger RNA, 934 nt
Organism: Xiphophorus couchianus (Monterrey platyfish)
Lineage: Eukaryota; Metazoa; Chordata; Actinopteri; Cyprinodontiformes; Poeciliidae
Product: protein FAM163A-like
Exons: 4
Coding region: 385-849 (154 amino acids)
Source: RefSeq, a predicted model, not a curated record
UGACGCUGCGCAGCCGGGCUGCUGCUGCUGCUGCUGGCGCCUCGCCUCGUCCGUCUCCAGCUCCUCGCGCUCAGGGGAGCUGUCAUGAGAUCUCCUCGCGCUCCUGCUCACCGGCAUCUGGCUGCUAGAAGACGCGCGUGAAGCGGGAAGCGGGACCGACCAGCCGCAGAUCAUGACUUCAUAGGUUUCUGGUUCGGAAAACGGGCUCCGGGCAUCUCUAAUUGCGCUGACCGGUGCUGGGGGGUCGAGAUCUCUGGACCCUGAACCCGUCACUCAAACAGGUUGUCGGGGUGUUUGUCACUCUGAAAGGGGUCUUCGGGGCACAGCCGAGGAUGCUAUCCCCCAGAUGGUGACUCCGAAAGGGUUGGAUGGAGAGCUGGUCGAAUGUCAGCGGGAACUAUCGUGAUAACCGGAGGAAUUCUUGCUGGGGUGAUACUGCUGUGCAUCGUAGCAGUUCUCUGUUACUGUAGACUCCAGUAUUACUGCUGUAAGAAGAACGAGUCCGAGGCGGACGUGGGCUCGGUGGCGGGAGCAGAUCCUCUGUCUCAUUUCCCCUGCAACGCCUGCAACGCCCUGGCCAUGGACGGGACCGACAUCACGCCCGUCUCCCUAGACCAGCUGGACUCGGGUUCGCACCACAGCCCCUGCCCCUCGUGUUCGCUGUACCCCGUCCGCUCUGGACUCACAGACGACAUGCGUAACGGAGGGGAGCGGCUGGGCUUCUACUACGAAAACCCGUCAGUGUCUCUUCCUUUGCCCGUCAACCACCCGACUUCGUCCCCUCUGAGCUACUACAACCCCACGGACGCUUUCCCUGCCCCGCCGCGCCCCUACAGCACUGACGUCUGACUCUCUCCUCACUGGACUCUUCUUCACACACUUUUACACCAACACACUUAACUUUACUUGCACAAGCCAUUUAGAAUAACAAAAA